Molecule: messenger RNA, 866 nt
Organism: Engraulis encrasicolus (European anchovy)
Lineage: Eukaryota; Metazoa; Chordata; Actinopteri; Clupeiformes; Engraulidae
Gene: rtn2b
Product: reticulon 2b
Exons: 7
Coding region: 61-699 (212 amino acids)
Cellular component (GO): endoplasmic reticulum membrane
Source: RefSeq, a predicted model, not a curated record
GAAGCUCGGCCGCGGGGCGAGGGAGAGGGGCUCGGCGUGGCGUGGAGGGAAGCAGCGACCAUGGCCAGCAAAGUGAUAGACCUGAUCUACUGGCGGAGCGUGGGGAAGACGGGCACGGUGUUCACGGGGCUGGUGGUGGGGCUGGCCUGCCUGUUCCAGAUGAGCCUCAUCACCGUGGUGUCCAACUCCCUGCUCACCCUCAUGGCCCUCACCGUCCCCAUAUGGUUCCUCUACCAGACUAUGACCCUCGUACGCCUCAACGACGGAUCGCACCCCUUCCAGACUCUCCUGGAUGAGGACAUGACACUUACAGAUGAGACCACCAUUCGGGUGGUGGAGAAUAUUGUCCUUCUGAUCGCCAACGCCGUCACGGAGAUGAAGAGACUCAUCUUUAUCGGGAGUCUCUUCGACUCAAUCAAGUUUCUGGUGCUGCUGUAUCUGCUGACCUACGUGGGAGAACAGACCAAUGGCCUUACUCUGGUGAUGUCUGCCGUGAUUUGUGCAUUCUCUAUACCUCUGUUUUAUAAACUGCUACAGGGAAGAAUCGACAAGACGGUGUCAUUCGUGCAGUCGUACCUUGACAGAGGCAAACUGGUCCUUGACAGUCUCUACGAGCUAUUCUUCCCCCCUCCUGAGUCCGAGCCUGAACCUGAACCACCUGCAACUACGGUGGCUCUGAAGGCCAAGAAGGCAAAGUGAUGAGGACAACCAGACAACCAGGCCGGGAGGGGGAGAAAGAAGGAGUUUUUAAUCAUGGAAGCCUUAUUUCACCAGGUAGUCCCUGGUACAGCACAAGUUUAAAUGGUGCUAUGAGAGUUUACAUACCCAGAGAGAGAGACAUUGAGGUGUCGAGAAGGAAAGUAAGG